Messenger RNA from Ceratina calcarata, 1826 nucleotides. RefSeq lists its product as uncharacterized. The coding region runs from base 86 to 1657 and encodes 523 amino acids. The transcript has a single exon. Gene Ontology annotation, biological process: SCF-dependent proteasomal ubiquitin-dependent protein catabolic process. Gene Ontology annotation, cellular component: SCF ubiquitin ligase complex. The record is from RefSeq and is a predicted model, not a curated record. Lineage: Eukaryota; Metazoa; Arthropoda; Insecta; Hymenoptera; Apidae.
UCAAAAGCUUGGCAUAGAAGGCAAAGCUUCCUUCUUUGAUCGUAAAGUGCAUUCACGUUAUGGUAAGUUCUAAGAAGAACGCAAAAUGCCAAGGAAACAUCAAGUACAUACACUUGUGGAACUGGCAUUGUAUUCUAUUGGCAAAUUAGUAACUGCAUUUGGUAGAUACUUGGCAAAAGAUGUUUGUACCAUAUCCAAAACCAAUCCAGAUUAUGGGCACACCAAGUUAUGUUCGAUGUUAGAACUUAUGACACAUUUGUUGAGUUACAAUGUACCUAGACACUUGUAUGAUAAAAUGUCUAGAGCAGUGUUAACUGCAGUCGUUGAUCUAGUUAAGGAAACCAGGGGCACAUACAAUGACUAUGCUUUGACAACAGUCUUCUUGUCAGAAAUGACUGUUGCUCUUCAUUUAACAGAAGUGGCUGUGGAUUCGCACUUAAAAACGAUUGAAUUCUCUGUUUGGCCGAAAAUCAUGCGCCACAUACUUUAUAACAAAUUACCGAACAUGGUCGGGCUCGAGGUUUUGGAUUUAGGCUCGGGGUCAGCUGGUUGGAGAACGUCUGAUAUCGAGAAGAUUAUUAUCAGUGGAGUAUCUGCCAUGCCGAAUCUAGUAUGCUUCAUAUUAUGCUUUGAUUGCACGGAUAAUAUUAUAGCGGCUCUAGCUCAGAACUGUAAGAAACUGCAAAAAUUAGAUGUGACUGCAUCUAGAUCAGUAACAGAACGCAGCAUCGGUGCUUUACUCUCCUGCAAAAAUUUAAAACAGAUCACGUUAUGUAGAACUUCUAUGACUAUACCUGGCUAUGCGAAUCUCUUCUUAGAACAUUUGAAUAUAGAAAAUAUCGGUAGAUGCGAUGAGUUUGGAUACGUCUUAGAAUAUAUUCAACAGAAAGAAAUUGGUGCUACAAGUUCUCUCCAUAUAAGGACGUUCGAGAGCCGAACCUUUAACAUGGAACAUUUGUAUCUUCUAAUUGACAUGUGCCCUUAUAUUACAAGCCUUUGUUUACUGCGAGAUGAGAAAAUCAUGGACUUAACGGUUUUAGCUGCUCUCAAUUACUUAAGAGAAUUGAAAAUUCUGUCCUGCGAUUUUUAUGCUCAUGGCAUACACACACUGCUAGAAAUAAAAGGUCGCGCGAUGACACAUCUGCAUUUUGAACAUGUAGACGGAAUCGACUUAAAAGCACUUAUAUCUAUAAGCCAGCAUUGCCCGGAUAUAAGCACUUUAGUUUUCUACAAUUGUGAAUUCUUAGAUCAUACACUGAUUUAUCCGAGUAAGCUAGUAGUCGAACCAUUUCAGUAUUUGGAAAGAAUCAAAUGUGUCGUUGAAUGUGCGAAUAUGCACCUAGAGUUUUUACUUUCUCAUUGUAAAAACAUUAAAUUUAUUCAAUUGGGCUCGUCGACCGGCAUCGGGGACGAGACAGUGAGAAAGAUAUUCUCGCAGAAUCCGAUGCGAAAACUGCAAGAACUGAAAAUAUUAUAUAGCCACGAUCUGUCGAUGAAAACUGUAGAAUUAUUAAUGGAACAUUGUGAUAACUUAUAUCGACUGUCAGAAUUAGAGAAUUGGCAAGGAAUAUCGGCUAUGGAGUUGAGUCUAUUUAGAGACGAACUAAGAAAUAAUAAUACAAAUUUGGAUACAAGUCCGAGCUUAUCGUUCGCAUAAUACAACGAAUGUUGUACAUGAAAAUGGAGCAAAGAGAAUAUACAAAAUUUCUAUUUUUCUAGUUGAUAGAAAGACUAAGAUAGUUAGAUUAUAUUUUUAAAAUCACUAACAUACAUUAUACGUAUUUUUGUUUAUUUUUUUGUCGGUAAUCUGGAUCAAAAGUCGUGAC